This is a messenger RNA of Caenorhabditis bovis, 2154 nucleotides long. NCBI's taxonomy places the organism in Eukaryota, Metazoa, Nematoda, Chromadorea, Rhabditida, Rhabditidae. The record is from the annotation of a GenBank genome assembly.
AUGCAGGCUACUGUGAGACUCGUGCUGCUCGCAGCACUUGCCUGCUGCACCAGUGCAGCUCGCAUCUCAAUCUCCCGUGGUAAAAAUGUAACGAAAAUUGAGGAUCUUUGCGCUAGAAUGCACAAUAACACAGCUCUCGAAGGAGAAUCGCCAUUGUUGAUGUUGCAAGCAACCGCAUCCGAGUGCCAGAAGAAAUGUGUCGACAUGUUCCCGGAAUGCUCGGCAGUGGUAUACUACUAUUUGCAUAAUGAAACCGAGAAACAUUAUUGCUAUUUGUUCGAAAAAAACUCGGUUCACGAGAAGGUUGAACUGGUUGAGCAGAAGCCGGAACACAAUAAAGAUAGAGUGAAGAUGCUCGAGCUUGUUCUUAACUGCCAUGAAUUCGAUGCUCAUCCUCCACUCGAAGAAGAUGGGCUCGCUUCGUCUACUGACAAAGUUGACAGGAAAAAGAGACAGCAGAGUGAUGCUGCUGUUAUGGGAGUUGGAGAUUGGACUGACUGGUCACAAUGCUCCGCCGCCGGACACGAAGUGAGAUCUCAAGUUUGUGAAUAUGGUCGCAAGAUUCAACGCAGAGGUUGCCCAGCGCGACAAGCUCCGCAGAGAAUUCCAGCACCACCAGCGCCACAGUUCCCAGCGCCGCAAUAUCCAAAUCAUGCUUUGCAACAACAACAGCAACAACAUCAGCAAAGAGAACUUCAAAGGCAACAGCUUCAAUCGGGCCCCGUCCCACCACCAGUUCAGCCACAACAACAGCAGCCACAACUCGAGAGAUCUCCGCUUGAUCAGCAUGCUCAACUUUACCAGCAGAGAAUGGCUCAAUACAGAGAGAAUUACAACCAACGCCAUCCAGCUCGCCCCAAAGCUGACCCAUGUCCAGGAGGUGUUUGCGCUCCACCACCGCAACGUCCGACUCCACCACCAGUCCUCGCCCCAGUGAUUAACACCGCCACUCAACCGCCAAUUCCGCAGCCAUACCCAACUAGAUAUCGCCCUGCUCCGCCACCACCACCAGCGUGUGACGGCCAAGGAUGUGUUGCCCCACCACUUGUUCCAGGAAAUUGGCAUGACUGGUCCGAAUGGUCUUCCUGCUCAUGCACUUGUGGAGAUGGAGCUAAAUCGAGACGACGUGAAUGCGCUACUAACAACUGUCAAGGACCGGAAUAUGAAACGGAACCAUGCAAUCUUGGACCAUGUCAGACAUGGUCGGAAUGGUGCGAGUGGUCAACGUGCUCGGCUAGCUGCGGAGCCGGAGAACGUCAGAGAACUCGCUUCUGUCAUCUUGGAACUAAUCGUUGCGAAGGAAAAGACUUUGAAGCUGAGAGAUGUUCAUCAGGACCAUGCCCUGAAUGGUCAGAGUGGGAAGAUUGGGGACAAUGCUCCGUCACUUGCGGAACAGGAGUCUCAGUCAGACAGCGCACAUGCCUCGGUGGUGUCUUCGGCGAUCAUUUGUGUCCAGGACCAAAGACUGAACAACGCGUUUGUGAACCUGGACCAUGCUCUCUUUGGUCGCCAUGGCAGGAAUGGUCUGCUUGUUCGGCUAGCUGUGGAAAUGGAAUGAAGAGACGCCAACGUGUAUGCCAAUAUGGAACUGAUUGCACAGGACCAAAUGAGGAAAGCUUGUUCUGCUACGGGCCACCAUGCGCUCAAUGGACUGAAUGGUGCGAAUGGUCUGGUUGCAGCUCGAAGUGUGGGCCAGGACAGCGUACAAGAACCCGUGGAUGCUUGACCCCUGACGGAAAUGAAGCUACCACCUGCUCAGGAUCAAGCAUUGAAACCACAAUUUGCGAAGGAAACAAUUGCUGCAAUUGGUCAGAAUGGUGCCAUUGGUCAAUGUGUGAUAAAGAAUGCGGUGGAGGACAAUCGAUCCGUACAAGAACCUGUUUGAACAGCGCUGGAAGCCCGGAUAGCGCGUGCCACUGCGAUGGAAGCGAUAGAGAAGAGAAGCAAUGUAACACUCAAAGCUGCGCUCCGCAAUGUGCCUGGACUCAAUGGUGCGAAUGGAGUGCUUGUUCGACGCAAUUGGAAUGCGAAGUUGGAAUUCAAUCGAGAAAUCGUCAAUGUGUCGGUGAAGCUGGAUGCCACUGCGUCGGACUUGCCGACGAAACUCAACAAUGCCGCGGAACUACACCAUGCGCAACCAAAGCCCCAUGUUAA